Hyalella azteca is the source of this 1202-nucleotide messenger RNA. RefSeq names its product acyl-coenzyme A diphosphatase FITM2. The record is from RefSeq and is a predicted model, not a curated record. NCBI's taxonomy places the organism in Eukaryota, Metazoa, Arthropoda, Malacostraca, Amphipoda, Hyalellidae. Bases 211 to 1161 code for a protein of 316 amino acids. The transcript is spliced from 4 exons. Gene Ontology annotation, biological process: lipid storage; lipid droplet organization; phospholipid biosynthetic process. Gene Ontology annotation, cellular component: endoplasmic reticulum membrane.
UUUCUUAAAUUUGUUUAUAUGAGAAUAUUAACAUAUUCUAGGAAUAUUAGUGUUGAACCAUUGUAAGAAUAUAAAUCAUGAGAACAUCAGUGUGGCAAAAAAUCUAGUUGUUAAAUUAAUAACUUUCACCCUCUGUCACACAUCAGUAGCAAUACCUCAUAGCAUUCACUGCUCUUAACUUGCUUCUUGUCAUUAAAAACAAUUGAAUACAUGUCAGAACAACAAUUUGUUGAGCUCAACACUACAUCAACUACAAAGAUAUUUCGACACUACAUGCUGGUGCCAUGGUAUGCUCGAGCUGGUGCAACAAUUCUUGUGGUUGCUGUUCUGUCUUUCCUUCAAGGCGCUGAUGAAAUCAAACAUGUUGAUGCUCUCACCUCUAAGGACAGCAUUCUUAAUCAGGUUUUUGUUAAGAUGGGCUGGGCAUGGACUCUGUUGGCUUUCUUGGUGCUGACUUUGUCUCUGCUGCCGCUCUCUCCUCAGCCACUGAAUGCGAGCAUCAAGAUGGCUUUGCGAGCCCUACUGCUAACGAUCAUUUUCUAUACCUGGUGUGCUGUGAUUUUUCCCAGCAUUGAGCACUACACGGGUAUGUGUCUCUCGAAUAACGUGGUUGUAUCGCGACACGAUAAGAAGAAAUGCCUCAAGAGCGGCCACAAAUUUGACUCCUUCGACAUCUCCGGUCACGCAUUCCUGAUGGUGUAUUGCGUCCUCACGAUCAUGCAAGAGGCCCAGACCAUGAGGCGUUAUAUGGCGCUAGGCCAAGGCAUUGGCAAACUAAAUGAAAACCCAGAUGCUGGAAACGCCAAUGUGCAAGGAAACUCGACCAUGACCAAAGAAAAUGCACAAAACUUGCUUGCAAGCGACCAACCCAAGUCAUCUGAAGAUAUUAAUAAGGUAGCAAGUUCGCCAGUUCAGGAAAAUCUUGAGGCGUUACCGGACAGUGAGGUUAUCAAGUUCCAAGCUACAUACAUGAGGCUUUGGCCAAUUGUUUCUAUAGCAUACGUGGGAGUUUGUGUCCUGUGCGUAAUGUGGGACAUAGUUCUUGUCAUCACUACUAUUUAUUAUCAUACUCUCUCUGAAAAAUUGUUGGGGAUCUCAAUUGCUGCGAGCUCAUUCGCUUUCUUAUACAAAUACCUCUUCAUAAAAUUGAACUUAUUGUAAUAGUAGAAAGUAUUUGUUAUUAAUAUUGUUCAUUUUGUUUC